This is a messenger RNA of Suillus paluster, 1791 nucleotides long. RefSeq names its product FAD/NAD(P)-binding domain-containing protein. Gene Ontology annotation, molecular function: monooxygenase activity; flavin adenine dinucleotide binding. NCBI's taxonomy places the organism in Eukaryota, Fungi, Basidiomycota, Agaricomycetes, Boletales, Suillaceae. The transcript is spliced from 12 exons. The record is from RefSeq and is a predicted model, not a curated record. Bases 1 to 1791 code for a protein of 596 amino acids.
AUGACUUCAGAGGACCUUCAUGCAAUCUCUGCCGACUGGCUCAAAAGUUUAGAGAACGCGUCGUCCACCGGAGAUGUUAAGUCAUUUGUGAGCCAUUUCCUUUCGGACGGGUGGUUCAGAGAUCUUCUUUGUUUUUCCUGGGAUUUCAGAACGCUAUCAGGAUCAGAAAAAAUCUGCGGAUUUCUCUCGGAGAUGGUUGAUGGAAGGUCGCGACUUGAGUAUUCUGGUCUUUGUGACUUCAAGCUAGACGAUCACACCGCCAAUGCCCCUUCACCAUUCAAAUUACCAGGUUCGCAAGGGAUUGAAGGAGUACAAGGUGCUUUCACCUUCAGCAUUACAAACCCGGCAGCACUCGGGCGUGCAUUCUUCCGUCUCACACAAGAUAACGAUGGAAACUGGAAGGCAUUAACUCUUUUUACCAACAUGCAGGACCUCGUGGGGUACGAGGAGUCCUCCACAGACCGACACGGCCUAUAUGAGGGUCGACAAAUUACUUGGGAGGAGGAGAUUGAGGCAAAAUUCCGUGCUAUAGAGGCGGACCCCACUGUGUUAAUCGUCGGUGGUGGACAGGCCGGCCUUACAUGUGCGGCGCGGUUGGGGAGGUUGGGGAUCCGUGCUCUCGUAAUCGAGAAAAAUACGCGUGUUGGAGACUCCUGGCGACAACGGUACCCGAACCUUACGAUGCAUACUCCCGCAUAUCAAAGCUCUAUGCUUUACAAUCCAUAUCCGACAAACUUCCCCAAGUACAUUCCUAAGGGGAAAAUUGCCAAUUUCCUGGAUUCAUACGCUGUUAAUCAGGAAUUAUGCAUCUGGCUCUCGAGUAUCGUCGCCUCAACUCCAGUAUACGACUCAUCAUCGGCAAGAUGGACUGUUGGAGUACAGCGGGGAGACCGGAAAGUGAUCCUCAAUCCAAAGCACCUGGUACUUGCCACAGGAUACGGGCAACCUCGUAUUCCUACUUGGAAUGGAAUGCAUGAUUUUCGAGGGGCAUUGUAUCAUUCCGACUUCCAUACAGAUGCAGAGCAGUUCCGAGGCGAGCGCGUUGUCGUUGUGGGUGCGUGCAAUGCUGGUGGGGAUAUAUGUCAAGAUUUCAUAGCGCAUGGUGCCGCUGAGGUAACCAUUGUCCAAAGAAGCGCCACAUGCGUUGUAUCCUCUUCUGCAGCAGAGGAAACCAAUUACAAGCUGCCUUUCUCUGAUAACAACCCUAUCGAAGAACUAGAUUUCCGCAACAAUUCACUGCCUUUAUCCUUCCUCCUGCAGCUGAAGAAAUCAGGUGGGACACAACACGUGAAGAUGUUCGACAAGGAACUCCACGAAGGUUUGCGCAAGGCUGGAUUCAACUUAACUUGGGAAUCUUCGCCCGGCAGUGGCGAGGUUGGGCUGGAAGGAUUUAUAUAUAGCCGUUUUGCAUCAGGAACUAUGCUUGAUAUAGGCUGUGGUAAGCUAAUCAUCGAGGGCAAAGUCAAGGUGAAGCAAGGCCAAGACAUCAGUCACCUCGACAAAGACGGGAUCACAUUUAAAGAUGGCUCUAAACUCUCAGCAGAUGUUAUCGUCCUAGCUACAGGAAAUGAACCCAUCAUGAAGGGCACCAGAGCCCUUCUAGGUGACAAGAUUACCGAACAACUCCCGCCUGAGGUGUGGGGCCUUGAUUCAGAGGGAGAGCUCAACCAGACGUAUCGACCCUCUGGACAUCAGGGACUUUGGUUCGCUAUCGGUCCAUUUGAAACCUCGCGAUUCUUCAGUAAACACUUGGGUCUCCAGAUCUUGGCACGAGAGCUUGGUAUAGCAUGA